This is a messenger RNA of Thrips palmi, 2527 nucleotides long. RefSeq names its product serine/threonine-protein kinase NIM1-like. NCBI's taxonomy places the organism in Eukaryota, Metazoa, Arthropoda, Insecta, Thysanoptera, Thripidae. Gene Ontology annotation, cellular component: cytoplasm. Gene Ontology annotation, biological process: intracellular signal transduction; microtubule cytoskeleton organization; protein phosphorylation. Bases 1 to 1596 code for a protein of 531 amino acids. Gene Ontology annotation, molecular function: ATP binding; protein serine/threonine kinase activity; tau-protein kinase activity. The transcript is spliced from 8 exons. The record is from RefSeq and is a predicted model, not a curated record.
AUGCACUCGUGCGUCACGUUCGUGUCCAACGGCGACCCGCGCACGCGCUACCCCAACAUCGUGCGGCCCUACCAGCCCGUGCCCAGGCCGCCCAGGCCGCCGGGGAGGAGGACCUCGCUGAGCGCGGCGCUGUUCGGCGGCAGCAAAGGAGCAGAGUGCGGGGGCAGCACGCCGUACGAGCGGCUCACCCUCCAGCUGCACCAUGACCGGCGCUGGCGGCAGGAGGUGUCCCUGGGCAAGCGGGUCGGCCUGUACCGCCUGCGCGGCGACCUGGGCGCCGGCAACUUCAGCACCGUCAAGAUGGCCGUACACCAGCUCACCUCAGAGCGGGUGGCCAUCAAGAUCCUGGACAAGGCGAAGCUGGACCAGAAGACGAGACGCAUGGUGACGAGGGAGGUGGCCAACAUGGAGCGCGUGCACCAUCCCAACAUCAUCAGGCUGUACGAGGUGGUGGAGACCUACUCCAAGCUGCACCUGGUGUUGGAGUUCGCCGCGGGCGGGGAGCUCUACCACAAGAUCAGCACGCUGGGCCGGAUGGAGGAGGCCCAGGCCAAGGUCGUCUUCGGCCAGAUCGCCUCGGCCGUUCACUACUUGCACGGGCGCGGCAUCAUCCACAGGGACAUCAAGGCCGAGAACGUGUUCUGCGCGGGGCCCACGUUAGUCAAGCUGGGCGACUUCGGCUUCAGCACCGAGCUCACCUCAGGAAUGCAGCAGCAGCUUAACACGUUUUGCGGCUCGCCGCCGUACGCCGCCCCCGAGCUGUUCCGCGACGAGUCCUACCGCGGCCCGCCCGUGGACCUGUGGGCGCUGGGCGUGCUGCUGGCCUUCAUCGUGACGGGCCACAUGCCCUUCCAGGCGCCCACCGUCGCCUCCCUCAAGCGCCACAUCCUGGAGGGCCACUUCAGCCUGCCCGCGCACCUGUCGGACGAGUGCCAGGGGCUCAUCGAGGCCAUCCUGCGGCAAGCGCCGGCGGAGCGGCUCGCCAUGGACCAGAUCGUGGCGUCGGAGUGGCUCUGCGGCACGCCGAUCCCCAAGGUGCCCGACGACCAGGGCGACUGGGUGACGCUGCCCACCCGGGCCAACGGCCUGAGCACGUCGCCACCCGCCGAGGACGGCGCCAGCCCCGCGCCGCCGACGCCGCCGCCGCCCCUCUCGGACAUCGAGGUGCUGGCCCGCGAGCGGCUGGCCGCGCUGGGCAUCGGCGCCGCGCUGCUGCACGAGAACCUCGAGAAGGGCGUGCGCUCGCCCGUCAUCGGCACGUACCGCAUCGCCGUGCACCGCCUGCAGAAGCAGGCGUCGUCGCAGCCCGGCACGCCGGACGCCGCCACUCCGCACGGCGACUCCAACGGCCGCGGCGGCGCUGCAUCCGGGGACGACGGCCAGGGCGGCCAGGGCCACUGCCGGCACGCCCACUCCCACUCCCUGCAGGCCACCGCCGGCCAGUCCCUGUCCGGGGCGGCCAAGGCGGCGGGGGGCACGGCGACGGCCGGGGCCGCGCGGGGGCUGUUCCGGAAGGCCAAGUCGGCGGCCACCCCCAAGCAGCAGGCCAGCAACGGCCAGGUCACCGUGCGCUCCAGGACUUGUGUGUUGCUGUAACCGAUGACGCCUGAGCGGAAUGCUGGCCGAAAAGGAAAGAACCCUCCUCAAAUUUACGAAGUGCCGCUACUGUGUUGGGAUUCAAUUCCAGCCCCCCUCCCACACAGAGCUGAGCUAUUUCGUGUUUGGUCUCCUCACUUUAUUCACUUCGUAUAUUCUGAAACCUGAGCUGGAGAACGUUGCUGCGGGCAGCGGGCUGCUGUGAAGCACGUGCAAGUAUGAUUCGAUCUAUUUUACCGUACGAUCUCAUUGAUUCCAGGUCAUGGAUCGGUAGAUGCAAUGUAAUUUAAUGUUCAAGUACGUAAGGUGAUACAGAUAUCGUAGGCAAUAGGAAAAUUAGAACCACGAAUUACCAUAUUAUUUUCUAUGACGUAGAUUCGCAAAAGUAUCCAUGUCUGGGAAGGCCCGCCAUCGGCGCCAACAGUGCAAAUUGGAGUCGAAAAAGUUGCCCGCCCGACCGGCGCUAUAGCUCGCUAACCCCGUGUGAAUAUACAAUGUUUUUAUCUUAUAAUCUCUGCAAUGUUGGGGAGCACAGAGUAACCCCAUCCUAAAUUUUCAUCAGUCCGCUAGUCUUCAAUUCUCUUGACAGGAGGAGUGGCUUUCCAGAAAAAGAAAUUUGGAAGCAUGCCGGAAAUUAAUGUAGAAGCGUUUAAAUUGACUUACAUUCCACUAAUUAUCUUCUUGGAACAGUUUUCCUAGCUUUGAAUUACUGCAUAUUUAUCUAUGUAUUGAUGAGAAUGUAGGAAUCUUCUUCAAAACUUCAUUGAGAAAAUGUGAGAAGAUGGAAGAGACAAAACAGAGCUGUGAUAGAUAAUGAAUUGUCAAAACACAUCUAGUCAGUGUUUACAAUAUUUUUUUUUAUUGUCUGUUAUAUAUAAUAUAGAUGUGAGAUGUAUUUUUUGUUACAAUAAAAUAAUCAAUCUGACGAGUA